UGCGAAACGACAAGCUCCUCAAAGAAGUUUCUGUAGCUCGUUAAUGCUGAGCUUGAGAUGAUAGAUAUUUGAGAACAUUAUGUCGAUGAAUCGGGUGCGACAGCCAGUGACGAACCUCGUUACGCUUUCAUACCGUCUCCCGCGAACAGGCCGGUCGGCCAUCCGAUCAUGGCGAAGGCAUUAUGCUAAUGGUAGUGGCAGAGCACCAGGGUCAUCUGCUCCUUCGUCAAAUUGGCUUCGUACUUCACUUGGUCUAGGUGGAACAGCUGCCGCUGCGUUCUUAGUCUAUACCUUUGCGACCACCCGAGGCGACCAACUUGAGAGUGCUAUUGAGGCGAAGACCGUUACGCCAAAGAUUGCUCAGGAUCUGGAUUCCCAGUAUGGUCAAGUGCUCCGCGAUCUCAAAAUUUCAGAGAAGUCUGGUGCUGCCAUUACUGAGAAUGGUGAUCUGGUUCAAUGGGGCAAGGGGUACUCAGAAACUGACUUCAAACCAACAAAGACCUUGACUGGCAAGGACUUGAGGUCGUUGUGCAUGUCGAGUGAUCGCAUACUUGCAUUGGCUUCAAACGGAAGUGUAUACUCACUCCCAAUUGCCAAGGAUGACCAAGAAAGCGGUCGGAAACCCAAGGAAGGCUCUUGGUUCCCAUUCAGCUCUGGAAGAGCUGGCGUGAGCUAUCGGUUGCUUGAACCUGCAUUGAGGCUAGGCGAAAAAGUCACCGCCAUCAGUGGUGGACUACAGCAUGCGCUUCUCCUCACGAACUCUGGUCGAGUCUUUUCCGUCGCUUCUUCCACUGAGGGCUAUCCUUCCUUUGGACAACUUGGUGUGCCUGGAUUGACUUGGUCGACUCGACCUCCAGGGCCCGUGGAUACCUGCCAUGAGGUGAAGACCCUCGGCAACUCUAAGGUUACUGGAAUUGCUACCGGAGAUUACCAUUCUUUGGCGCUCACCAAGGAUGGAAACGUUUACGCCUUUGGCGACAAUUCCUUUGGGCAGCUGGGGUCCGAAUUCGACCCUGCCCAGCCAUUCAACGAUACCCCUACCCUAGUACCACUGAAGCUUUUCUACCCAGGCAACGCCUGGCUUCCCAAGGUGACUGCGAUUGCAGCUGGGGGCGCCAACAGUUUCUUCACCGUGGAUGCUCAACGGAUACUUGGCCCUGGCGAAGAUCGUUCUACGGUGCGUGACCUGGGUCGCAUUACGGCUGACACGUGGACUUGCGGCCGGGGCAUCUGGGGUGCUCUCGGAAACGGAAGAUGGACGCACCUACAAGACGCACCUACGAAGGUGAAGGCAUUGAGUGGCCUGUUCGAGUACGACGAACGAACAAAGACCCUCUUGCCUAUCCGACUACGUAGUAUCUCUGUCGGUACAACGCAUGCGUCGGCCAUCAUGGACAACAAAGCUCACGUUGACACUUCGGCCACGACGUCUCUGGAGAAGUCCAGCGACUGGGGCCACGACGCGCUGUUCUGGGGAGGAAACGAACACUUUCAGCUCGGCACCGGCAAGAGGAGUAAUUUAUCCAAGCCGUCACAUAUUAACGCGCCUUCAGGUUCCGAAUCGAAGAGUGCUAAGCAAGAGGCACGACUCCAAAUCAUGCCUCGUCACAAGGCCAAAGUGGGCAACCGCACUGUGAGCAUGGAACAGCGGAUUGAGUGUGGAAGGCACAUCUCUGCGAUUUACUCUGCUAAAAGAGGUCGUCGCGCGGAGGACAAGGCCAAAAAAGACGCAGCCGCCAAACGAAAGCGCGAUGAAGGCCCUGAAGAAUCCGCGGUCAAGAGAUUGAAGCCCUCCGCCGAGACAGAUACCUCGAACAACGAGAUCACUUCAGGAGCGGAUUACAUCCCCUUGGAGGCAGAGGAUGGCGGAAACGGUGUUUCAAUGAACGAUGCGCCCGCGAACGAUAUGCCUUUCUACGGUCUCCUGGACAGCGAAGAGCAGGAAUACUUUUCGAAAGCCAACGAGGUAUUGGAGCUUAACCAGUUCAAUGAUGCGGAAGAGCGAAGGCUUUUCGUCGACAGUGUCUACAGGGAAGCGGAUGGAAAAGAAUUGAAGGUUGCUUGUAGUCAGUCUUGCUCGCGGCUUAUGGAGAAAUUGAUUUCGCUCUCCGACAUGCGCCAAAUUCGGAGACUCUUCAGCAAGUUCAUUGGCCAUUUCUUGCAUCUUGUGCAGCAUCGGUUUGCGAGUCAUUGCUGCGAGACACUGUUCAUGAACGCAGCGCCUGGAGUUACUGAAAAAGUUCCCAAGCCGAAAGGCCGCAAGGCGGAAGCGGACGAGGAGGACGAGCCUGAACCGGAAUUGUCGCUGGCGGAAAUGUUCAUGAAGGUCGUUGAGGAACUAGAAGGGAAUUGGGGAUAUUUGUUGACGGAACGGUUUGCGUCGCACACGAUCAGAGUCUUGUUACUGGUUCUGGCCGGGGAGCCAGUCGACCUGUCAUCCACCGAUUCGGUUGUCGCCAGCCGGAAGAAGGAAAGGUUGGGAAUCGUGAACACGGAUGCAUCCGAGGAAAAGGCCGUUACGGAGAGGCGUAAAGUACCAGAGGUUUUCGAGGCUACGCUGAAGAAGGUUAUGAGUGACAUGGUCUCCGGGCUGGACAACACUUACUUGAGAGCCCUGGCAACCCACCCUGUAGGGAAUCCCGUCUUACAGGUGCUGGUAUUCCUUGAACUGUCGCACUUUGGCAAGGCGAGCGCUAAGGAUCCCAAUUCAAUCAUCAGGAGGCUCAUUCCGGACGAUGAUUUCGGGGAGAAUGCUGAGAGUUCAACAUUCGUCAGAGGCUUACUCUAUGAUCCCGUCGGUUCUCGUUUGCUCGAGACCAUCAUCAAGUCUAUGCCCGGAAAGCUAUUCAAGGGACUCUACAAGAACGUUAUUCGCGACCGCAUUGGCUCUCUUGCACGCAAUACAACGGCUGGAUAUGUGGUUCUCAGGACGCUGGAGAGACUAGGAAAGGACGAUCUACAAGAUGCUAUGGAACUAAUCAUCCCUGAAAUCCCUGGUCUCAUUGAGAGAUCUCGCUUGAUUGUCCCUAAAGUGUUGAUCGAGCGAUGCCUCGUUCGCGGGGUUGACACCAAGCCGCUUUCAGAUGCCUUGGAAUCCGCUUACGACAAAGACCCGGCACGAAGAUUGGAACAAAUGCUCAAGCUUGAGCCCGCGGCAAGUGAGGGAGACUCAGAGGAGAAGCAGAUGCAGUCAGGCAACAAUCAGACAGCAGCUGCACAGAAAUUACAUGGCUCGCUUCUUGCUCAGACGAUGCUUACAGCUUCCGGACCCGUGAGCGGGCUCAUUUAUUCCAGCCUGCUAGCGCAGUGUUCAGAAUCACUUCUCAGAUUAGCCAAAGAUCCCACAGCCUCCCGUGUUCUACAGCAAGCCCUAACUGCUCCAACUUCGACAUCUCAAUUCCGGCGACAGUUUACUACGCGCUUCUCGGGCCACUUGGUAGAACUCGCGCUUGAUAGCAGUGGAUCGCACGUGGUGGACGCGUUAUGGCCGGCGACGAAAGACUUGUUCUUUGUCAAAGAAAGAAUGGCACAGGAAUUACUCAAGGAAGAAUUGACUCUCCGGGACUCUUUCGUUGGCAGAGCAGUAUGGAGGAAUUGGUCCAUGGACCUCUACAAGAGACGGCGAGGAGAGUGGGCUUCGAAGGCGAAAGGCCUGGACAGUAUUGAAAACGGCCAAGGCGAGCGACCUAAGUCUCGCAUUGACUUGGCCCGGGCUAAAUUUGCAGCAAAGGCAGCGGAAGAGAAUUUGCUUGUUUGGAAUAUCAUAAAAUUGCUGUAUAGAUGUCUGUGUCCCCACCGUCGAGUCGCGCCGAGGAAGUGCGAAAACGCAGUCGAAGAUCUCCUCAUCCCGUUCAUCCAGUCCGCCGACGAAAAUCCUCUCGGCCUUUCGCUACAGCAAAAUGGGGUCAAUGGAACGAAUGGUGCGAGUGGUGCGAAUGGACAGUUGAGAAAACCGCGGACAGCUUUAGUCGACUACAAAAAACCGGAAGAGCUUCGGGAUAUUCUGCGAUUAUCACUUCCGGAAAAGGGUGCCAGACAAGAUGGCUUGAUUGAGGUUCUGCGCAAAGUGUUGAAGUAUUCCGUGAAUACAUGGCAUCAAGGAUUUCUCGACAAACUAUAUGCGUCAACGAAUGCUCCCGGUGUGGCAUCCGAGCUGAUUUUGGCGGCUCUCAACACGAACGUGCAUGUCUACCAGGUGUCGCCGGCUUUGACUAUUAUCGAAAAGUAUACGGGAGAAAAGUUGGCUUCGCUAUUUGGUCUCAACGGACCACGAGCAGGUGGAAUUUCUGUACAAGGGGGCUCAGCAUCCAAUACCACCUCAAUUGUCAUUGCGCGCAACAACCUAUACCCCGAUACAAAGAAAGAUGGCAACGGGGACUACAAGUUUGUACUCUUCACCAGCGACCAUGGCCAUUACAGCAUCGAGAAGGCGGCACAGAUGCUGGGCUUGGGAAGCAACUCCGUCUGGGCAGUGCCUGUGGACAAGCAAGGUCGCAUGAUCCCGGAAGAACUCGAGAAGCUGGUUCGAAAAGCUCUCCAGGAGAACAGGACACCGUUCUAUGUUAAUGCAACCGCCGGAACGACGGUAAUGGGCUCCUUUGACCCUUUCAACGAGAUCGCCGCCAUCUGCCAGAAAUACAACCUCUGGUUCCAUGUAGACGGCUCAUGGGGCGGCUCGUUCGUCUUCUCCAAGCGCCAGAAGCACAAACUCGCCGGCGCCGAGAAAGCAAAUAGCAUCGCCAUUAACCCUCACAAAAUGCUCGGUGUCCCCGUGACUUGUUCUUUCCUCCUAGCCGCAGACAUCCGCCAGUUCCACAAGGCAAAUACUCUCCCAGCCGGCUACCUGUUCCACAGCGACGACACGGAAGCGCGGCCCAACGACCAGCUCAGCACAGCGGAAAACGAGCUCUCCGUCGAUUCUCCGGAGGUGUGGGACCUGGCUGAUCUCACGCUCCAAUGUGGACGACGCGCAGACUCCCUCAAGCUCUUUUUGGGCUGGACGUACUACGGCACGGAGGGAUACGAGCAGCAGAUCGACACGGCUUGCGACAUUGCCGCACACCUGGCGAUUCUCGUCUCCGAGAACCCCAACUUUAUCCUCAUCAGCGAGAACCCUCCCCCUUGUCUCCAGGUUUGCUUCUACUACGCGCCGGGCGGACAGCUCGUACACUCGCGCGGCGUUGUAUCGAACGAGACCGAGCGCGCAAAGGCAAACAGCAAGGUCACGGAAGAAGUGACCCAUGCUCUAGUACACAAGGGGUUCAUGGUUGACUUUGCACCUCCUAGUGGGGACGAGAACGCUGCCGGGGACGGGAAGUUUUUCCGCUGUGUGGUCAAUGUCCAGACGACUCGCGAGACUGUUGAAGCUCUUGUUCGUGCUAUUGAGGAGGUGGGCCCGGCAAUCAUCGACAGGCUUAAGGCCGAGGCUGCUUCGGUUCCCAAACGGAGGCCCGGAGAACGAGGCCACGGACCUGUGGUCCACCAGGCUUAG
Messenger RNA from Aspergillus novofumigatus IBT 16806, 5491 nucleotides. RefSeq lists its product as uncharacterized. Gene Ontology annotation, biological process: mitochondrial respiratory chain complex III assembly; carboxylic acid metabolic process. The record is from RefSeq and is a predicted model, not a curated record. Gene Ontology annotation, molecular function: RNA binding; carbon-carbon lyase activity; pyridoxal phosphate binding. The transcript is spliced from 5 exons. The coding region runs from base 80 to 5491 and encodes 1803 amino acids. Gene Ontology annotation, cellular component: mitochondrial inner membrane. Lineage: Eukaryota; Fungi; Ascomycota; Eurotiomycetes; Eurotiales; Aspergillaceae.